Molecule: messenger RNA, 1010 nt
Organism: Drosophila melanogaster (fruit fly)
Lineage: Eukaryota; Metazoa; Arthropoda; Insecta; Diptera; Drosophilidae
Exons: 5
Coding region: 160-909 (249 amino acids)
Source: RefSeq, marked reviewed
GUUUGGAAGUAGCCUGGUUGUCUAGUGUCGCGCCACUAACCAAAUAACCUAUUUACCUUUUUACUGAAAUUCCCACAUCUUAUUGCACUUCGCUUGAAUCUACACCAAAUUUCCAUUAUCUUGAUUUUUUGAAUUUUCUACGUUAGCUUUGAACCGAAAAUGGUGGUUACUCGCAGUGCAGCUACGAAGAAGCAGAACCAAGUGCUGACCUUAUCUGACCAGAACAUCCUAGCAGAAUCUUCGAGGACCAAAGGACCUCCUGUGCCCAAGAAGAAUGUUAAGAAAUUGCCGACUGCACGUCAGUGUGUCAAGGUGGCUGCAAAUCUUCUAGACGCACAAGAACCUAACGAAAAUGAAAACACAGGAACCCAAAGGAAGGAUGGAAAGCAACUGGAUUCCAAAUUGAGUUCCACAGUCCAAAAUACAGAAGCAGCGAGGUCCAAAGAAACUCCUGCACCCAAGAAGAAUGUUAAGAAACUGCAGGCUGCACUUCCGUGCGCCGACGCGGCUGCAAAUCUUUUGGAGGAACAAGCAUCUAAUGAAAUGAAUGAAGAAGGACCUCCUGUGCCCAAGAAAAAUGUGAAGAAACUUCCGGCUGCACGUCAGUGUGUCAAGGUGGCUGCAAAUCUUCUAGACGCACAAGAAUCUAUCGAAAAUGAAAAAACAGGAACAAAAAGGAAGGAUGGGAAGCAACUGCAGGCACAAAAUUCGAAUGAAAAUGAAAAAACAAGCACAUUAAAGAAGGAUAAAAAACUACUGGCUUCCAAAACUCCAGAAGCAGCGACAAACGAUAAUGCAAAUCCAAAUAUGAAACCAAGCCUAAAGAAGUCGACAAGGGAGCACAAGUCCAAAAAGUGUAAUGACAUUCAAAAAGCUGGAAAAGAUCACAUCGAACAUCAAGCCGAAUAAUUUGUAUCACGUUGCGUUAAUUGUUUUUGUUUUUAAAGUUCAAAAUUGAUUUUAGUUGCUUUUAUAAGCAAAAAUAUAAAUAUAAAUAAUUAAGAAUACCU